AUCGUCUCUUCACAGGUAGUUACGGUACACGCGAGACAAUACGCACCCUUUUAUAUUUCCUCUUUUUAACUAAAUAACAGAAACGCGUUCAGUAUCAACCAAUCACAUUUCUUCACACCUGCUUCUCUUCGAUCCCACACCUAGGGCUUCCACCCAAUCAAACCAUCACUCGCUGUACACAUCCCGUCGGAAUUCGAGAUGGAAUUCACCUGAUCUAGAGAGAGAGAGAGAGAGAGAGAGAGAGAGAGAGAAGAAUGGCGGAGGAAGGAUCGGAGGGGCUGAGGACGGAGAACGGGGGGAGGCUGUCGUCGAUGGAUUCGGUGGAGUCACGGCGGUGGGUGUUUCAGGACGAGGACGACGAGUAUGAGGCGGAGGACGAGGACGACGACGAGGAUUCGACGCCGCGGAUGGAGGUGGAUUCGGACGACGACGAUAAUGCCGAGCAGAGACUGGUUCGGACCGGGCCGCGGAUCGAUUCGUUCGAUGUGGAAGCGCUCGAGGUCCCCGGAGCGCAUAGGAACGACUACGAGGAUAUCAAUGUGGGAAGGAGAAUCAUACUGGCUUUUCAGACACUUGGGAUUGUUUUUGGUGACGUUGGAACAAGUCCAUUGUAUACAUUCAGUGUGAUGUUUAGCAAGGCCCCUGUCAAUGGAACAGAAGAUGUUAUUGGAGCAUUGUCUCUGGUCUUAUACACGUUAAUUUUGAUCCCACUGGUUAAGUAUGUCUUUAUCGUUUUGUGGGCCAAUGAUGAUGGUGAAGGUGGUACGUUUGCUUUGUACUCAUUAAUUUGUCGGCACGCUAAGGUCAGUCUUCUCCCAAACCAACUACCUUCUGAUGCACGUAUUUCGAGCUUCAGACUAAAGGUGCCAUCUCCAGAACUUGAGCGGUCGCUAAAAAUAAAGGAGCGACUUGAAACAUCUCUGACAAUGAAAAAAUUGCUCCUGAUGUUAGUGCUUGCUGGUACUUCUAUGGUGAUAGCGGACGGGGUUGUUACACCAGCAAUGUCAGUGAUGUCCGCUGUUGGUGGUUUGAAAGUUGGAGUAUCUGCGAUUGAGCAAGAUCAAGUGGUGAUGAUUUCGGUAGCAUUUCUUGUGAUUUUGUUCAGUUUGCAGAGGUAUGGAACGAGCAAAGUUGGGCUUUUAGUUGGUCCUGCUUUAUUCAUAUGGUUUUGUUCUCUUGGGGCCAUGGGCAUCUACAACCUUGUAACAUAUGACAGUAGCGUCUUGAAGGCAUUUAACCCUGUUCACAUCUAUUACUUUUUCAAGAGGAACUCAACUAAGGCUUGGUAUGCACUUGGGGGGUGUCUUCUGUGUGCUACAGGUUCAGAGGCAAUGUUUGCAGAUCUCUGCUACUUUUCUGUGAGAUAUGUUCAGCUUACCUUUGUGUUCCUUGUACUUCCUUGCCUCCUGUUGGGAUAUCUGGGUCAAGCUGCAUACGUUAUGGACAAUUAUAGUGAUACAACACAAAUAUUCUUUUCUUCUGUUCCAGGUGGUGUAUUCUGGCUAGUCUUCCUCAUUGCUAAUAUUGCGGCCUUAAUUGCAAGUAGGACAAUGACAACGGCAACAUUUUCUUGUAUUAAGCAAUCAACAGCACUUGGUUGUUUCCCUCGCCUUAAAAUCAUUCAUACAUCUCGGAAAUUCAUGGGUCAGAUUUAUAUACCAGUCAUAAACUGGUUUCUGCUGGUAUUUGCCAUAGUGUUUGUCUGCUGUAUUUCAGGCAUUGAUGAGAUGGGAAAUGCUUAUGGCAUUGCUGAGCUUGGAGUCAUGAUGAUGACUACUAUCUUAGUAACCCUUGUUAUGCUUCUUAUAUGGCAGAUAAACAUCAUUAUUGUGCUGAGUUUUGUUGUUAUUUUCUUGGGGAUGGAAUUGGUAUUCUUCUCGUCAGUUUUAUGGAGUGUGGGAGAUGGAAGUUGGAUCAUAUUGGUUUUUGCCAUAGUUCUGUUUCUGAUAAUGUACAUCUGGAAUUAUGGAAGCAAGCUUAAGUAUGAAACCGAAGUCAAGAAAAAGUUGUCGAUGGAUUUGAUGCGGGAACUGGGUUGUAAUCUUGGAACUAUUAGAGCUCCUGGCAUUGGCUUGCUGUACAAUGAGCUAGUGAAGGGCGUGCCUGCAAUAUUUGGACAUUUUUUGACCACUCUUCCAGCUAUCCAUUCAAUGAUCAUUUUUGUAUGCAUCAAGUAUGUUCCUGUUCCUGUAGUGCCUCAGAGCGAAAGAUUCCUGUUCCGGCGUGUCUGCCCGAAAAACUACCACAUAUUUCGUUGCAUUGCCAGGUACGGUUACAAGGAUGUUCGCAAAGAGAGUCACCAGACGUUUGAGCAGCUGUUGAUUGAGAGCCUUGAAAAAUUCAUCCGGAGAGAAGCCCAGGAACGCUCUCUGGAGAGUGAUGGAGAUGAAGACUCGGAUUCAGAAGAUGAGCAAUCUAUCUCCAGAGUUCUUGUAGCUCCGAACGGUAGUGUGUAUUCACUUGGUGUCCCCCUCCUGGACGAAUACAUAAAAAACACUGGCCAACCCAUCUCAAAAGCAAGCACUUCUGGUGAAGUGAAGCCAGAAGAGCCUCCCACAGACCCCACAAUGUCCGAUCCAGAGCAUAGUCUUGAAAAAGAACUUUCUUUCAUUAGGAAGGCCAAGGAAUCGGGAGUUGUUUAUCUUCUCGGUCAUGGGGAUAUUAGGGCAAGGAAGGAUUCCUGGUUCAUUAAGAAACUGGUCAUAAAUUACUUUUACGCUUUCUUGAGAAAGAACUGCAGGAGGGGGGUUGCAAAUUUGAGCGUUCCCCACUCGCAGCUGAUACAGGUGGGUAUGACUUAUAUGGUUUGAUUUUGUUGCCGACCUUAGAGAAACUUGAUUUACGUUUGACAGAAGGUUUGACUGAAGCGAUUGAGUUCCAGAGGGGCCAUGGUUGACCCGCAUGUCCUCAAUUUAGGCAACUGGUUGCAAAUGCUCCUCACUGCUUGUUUCUGUGAUUACACAUAUGCCCAUUUUUGGACCUCCUCGCAGCCCUGGUGGUAGGAAAAUUUUGUAGUUUUAUCACCUUGGUCAUCUUCCACGCAGUGAUUCUUACAAUCUUGAGGCCUUGGGCAUUCGGUUGUGUAUUACACCAUGUCGAUGAUAUCUGAAUGCAAUUUUCAUAAUGUGUUUCUAGCUCCAGUUUUGUCCUCUUGCUCUCAACGCAACGGCAGAAUUGGCUUUCAACAAGGUCAUGCAUUCAACUGUAGAGGCAUCAAAAGUUUGGACUUGCUAAGCGUCCAAUGUUCAUAUACUAUCUGCGAAUGAUUAAGGAAUGUUAUUUUUAUUUAUUUAUUUUGCUUGAAUUGAAUGAGUUGCGAAUUGGUGCUUCAUAUUGCUUCAGUUGUAUGAUUUCAACGCUCUCCCAUGUGUCCGUUAUAUUGCAUAUCUUCGAAUAGUUGAAUGUAGGUUUUCACAAUUGCCAAA
Messenger RNA from Rhododendron vialii, 3425 nucleotides. Its product is annotated as potassium transporter 7-like. Lineage: Eukaryota; Viridiplantae; Streptophyta; Magnoliopsida; Ericales; Ericaceae. Gene Ontology annotation, biological process: potassium ion transmembrane transport. Gene Ontology annotation, cellular component: plant-type vacuole; vacuolar membrane. Gene Ontology annotation, molecular function: potassium ion transmembrane transporter activity. The record is from RefSeq and is a predicted model, not a curated record. The transcript is spliced from 10 exons. Bases 255 to 2810 code for a protein of 851 amino acids.